Molecule: messenger RNA, 4676 nt
Organism: Alosa alosa (allis shad)
Lineage: Eukaryota; Metazoa; Chordata; Actinopteri; Clupeiformes; Clupeidae
Exons: 3
Coding region: 2483-3643 (386 amino acids)
Source: RefSeq, a predicted model, not a curated record
AGCAAAGAAGGCUAUCAGUGAUUUUCUAAGCUGUGCAUUCCACAUCCUCAACUGGACCUUGCUUUUCAUCUAGGUCUGUUCUUAAAAGUAACAUCAAUAUGGAUGAUGAGGAUCUUUUCUCUAGCCACUCUCCUCAUUCAGUUUACUCUGUUGGUUCUAUAAUUGAAUCCACUGAAUGUGCAAGAGAAUCAUUUAUAAAUGAGGAAACAGUGAGUGAAACCCUAUCUGGCGAGCCCUCGGUCAUACCAAAUGCAUCCAAGAAUAAGAUUGUUGAAGCGGCAAAAGGGCUUUACGACAAAGUCCAACUAAAGUUAAAGGAGUUUUUGAAGAACCCACUGAUUCUGUGGCGCAAAGGCAUGUCAACCCCUGAUAUCGAAACAAUAGAGGCCAUGCAGGUUAUGGAUGUUUUUUCUGCUCAGCACUCAGGUGUGCAACCAACCAGUACUUGCAGUGAGCAGUUGCAGCCCCGUACCAGGCCACUGCUCAGAAAGGUACAUAGUGAUGGCACACAUAGUGUGGCUUUAGGUGAAUUUUAUUUGACCCAGACUCAACUUGAUGAAUGCACAAGAGAUGCCUUGAAAGGGGUCCUUACCACCCUCUUGUCCAAGGAGGCUGAAGAACCAUGUUUACCUUCCAGUGCCCCUGCUGACACAUUUGUGAAAAAAGUAAUUUUCCAUCUGGACGAUUUGAUCUCUUCAAGCUCUUCAAUGACCUUAGAUAGCAGCAGUGAUCACUCCAGCAAGUAUUCAUUUGAGAAUAUCACAAGGACUUCUUAUUCAACAGGCAGAAAGUCCUCUUCUUUGGCAUGUCUUCAGAAACUGUCUUGUGAAGUGUUUCAAACAAAUGCUCUUACGACUGUAAGCGAAGCCGUACUUAAAACAGUCAGAAGCCAUAAUUCUAAUGGCACACUGGACCAACAUUAUUUGCCAGAAAGGGUUCAGGUGAGCUCCUUCUUUUUCCUUCCAGUGGAAACAGAGGUCUCUGACACUAACACAGACACACCUAAUGUAGAUGUAGAGUCUGCUGCAUCAAUCAUGGUAAAUCAGUUUGUGACUGACCUGCAGAGUUGUGUCGAAUCUAUGCAUUCAAUCAAGGUGGAAUGUGACAAGCCACAUAAGGGGAAUUUCUUCACUAAAGCUUCAAAAUUGUAUCAAAAUCUGCAGAACAAGAUGGAAGAGUUUUUUGAUCAAAGACCUUUCAAGGGAAUAGGCUUGGACAAACUAGUAAAGGAACCUACAAAAGAGCAAAAUUCCAACAGUGAGUGUGAGCAUCCCCUUUCAGAAGAGCACAACAUCCACCCACUGGUUGAUCUCAAGGACACCACCAAAGAAGUUCUGGGUAGGGUUUUGACAUUAUACAAAGACGAGAUGGAGGGUGAAAAUGCAGAGUGUGAUACAUCACUUGCUGUCUCAACCGAAGAAAAGAAUAUAAUAAUGCAGCUUGAAGCUUAAUUUGUCCCACCUGAGUCACCUAUUCAAAGACUUGGUGAAGAGGAUUACACUGAUGAAACAGUCCCUUCACCUACAAAGCUUAGCCAGAAACUCUCAGAGGAUGAGUUUCAAAGUAAAACCGCAAAGCUUGUGAGUGAUGUUUUACUGCUUACUAUCAGGAGUUCAACAGACUCUUGAUUCACACAAAGUGGCUGGUGCUUUCAUAUCCAAGGCAGACCCACAAAUGUCUCCCCUGGAGGUUCAGAAUGCUGCUUCUGAUUUAGUCACAGAAGUGACUAAUGUGGUGCAGAAACUUCUGGAUGCCACAGACACCCCUGAUAUUCCAGCAAGCCCAUGCACUGACAUGAAAGAAUGCAUUGAUAAGGAUAUAGAACCUUCAGAAAGCAUCUCUCAAACAACUGAAGAUGCUGAUGUGAAAAUCUGGUCCAAAACUUGCAAAACAUUCCAGAGCUUCAGGAGAAAACUAAAAAAUGUGUUUGCCAAGUACCACCUCGCACACUCCAAAGCUGAGGAAAAAGACAACGCAGAAGCCAUUAGCAAGGUGCUUGGUUUUAUUCUGGAGGAACUUGUUGAUUUGGAUUAUUCAGGGGAACAGAUAACAGACAACAUUGGAGAGGAGGAUGACCAGUUAAUGAAAGAACCACAAAGGUCAAAUUCUUACUCAUCCACUGCUUCCAAAAGCAAAUUAUCAAAAUUGAGGUCUGAGGUCUUAUCUGGUGCAGUCCUCAGCCUUAGUAAGACACCUGCUGAAGCACCUCCUGUGCGACAUGUUUAUAGUGACAUGAAUGAUAUGGAUGAAAAUGAGUCCUCUCCUAUCUCUCGUGAUUCAAUUAUCAACAUUGUAAAAACCAUCUCUGCUGAGCUGGUGCAGAAUGACUCUCUCCCACCCACUCAGGAUCUUACCUCAGUGGGGGAAAGGCUGCUGCUGAGUCUCUCAUUACAUAAGAUUGCUAUGUAAUGAGAGACUCAGCUCACUCUCCCGCAAUCUUUGUAAUCUGAUUCACCAUCUUUACAUCAAGGACCAAAAAGGAAUGACGGCCACAAAGUCUGUCUCUGAUUCUCUUCUUUUGAACUUGGGACAGAGUGGCAAAUUCCUCAAAAAAGAUAUUGUCAGACAGUUUGUUCAGGUAUAUGCUGAGGAGACAGUGAAGCAUUUUUUCCUUCCUUGCUUCAACAUUCCAUCACCUUGGAAAAUGGACGUUGGAGCAGUUUUCCAACAUGCUUCAUCCUCUGCAUCUUGCCCCAGUUUUCUACAUUCUUUGUCUGAAAUAGUACCCCAAGGUGCCUCGAGAUCUCCUUCACAAAUACUGCAGAGCACAUUACAAGAUCUUCCUACAGUCAUGACAAGAAAUGUGAUGAACCUGCUAGCCCCGACUCUGCAAACAACAGAGGAAUUAGAGGCCCAAACAGACCAGCAGCCAUUACCUGAUAGUAUGUGUCUUUUUAGCAGACCUUCUUCAGGUGAUCCGACACAGAUUUCAGUGAGCGAGGAUAUUAUUAUGGGUUCCUCUUAUCCCUCUCUGAACCCAAUGGAUUCCACCUCAGAGGAUUACAGCAACCUGGUCUCUAUAUUAGUCAUUAGACUACUUUCUAAAGUGAAGGACCAAGAGUCACUCACUGACAAUAUGUUGGACAUAUCUAGAAUGCUAAUUGACAGGAUAACCAGAGAAAUUGAUGCUGCCUUGGGCAUUGCAAAAAGUAAGGCAUGUCCACAUGAUGUGAGAAUCAGAAAAGUCUUCAAAGCCAUUUACAAUAAUCUCUUGCAUGAGUUUGGCGGUAAGGAGAUUCUUCUGAAGGUGAUGAUGUCAGAGGAUCCUUGCUUUGAGAAGUGUCUGGUCACCUCCCUAACACGUGAGUUCAUGCAAACCACUGAUACGCCAAAUCCAAAGGAAGAGAAGACCAAGAAACGGACACUUCGGUUCCUACCAAAAAUUUCCAAAAUCAAAGCCUUUGUUGAUAUCAGUCUGAAGAAAUCAAAGUCAGGCAAUGAUAGAAAGGCGCAGUCCACCAACAUGGAUCAGAACUUGAUCAUGAACAUGGAUCCGAUCUCUGCUCAUGCUGAUCCAAGGAUGUAUGCCAGAAUCCUGUUUGUGGACUUCAGCUCGGCGUUCAACACCAUCAUGUCUGAACUCUUAAGCUCACCCAGUUCUCAGCGCCUGCCUCUACCUGUCUGUGGACCAUCAGUUUUCUGACUCACAGGCUGCAGCGUCAGACUGUGGAGCAUCUCAUCCAAAACCAGGUCCAUCAGUACAGGCGCCCCACAGGGGUGUGUCCUUUCCCCACUGCUCUUCUCCCUUUACACCAGGGGUGUUCAAACUUUUUGACUCAAGGGCCACAUUGGGUUUUGAAAAUUGGCCUGCUGGCCUCAAGUUUACUCACUUUACACUUAUAUUGGUUUCUGUGGACAGUAUUAUGUUUUCUCCAAGGAUUUCCAAAUAUUUGAAUGACUCUACCUACUCCUGUAUAUGCAGCUGAUUAUCAGGGCAGAGGAAGCAAAAUAGUUGUAUUACCUAGUUAUUGCCAUGCCUCAGUUUAGACAGGGUGCACUUUUCAGUGUAUGCUUCAUUCUUCUUCAUCCAAUAAGCAUGAACAAAAAAGAUUACUGAUCCAAAACCAUACAAUUAACUGCCAAACCUAUUGUCAUUUAUAUGGUUUUGGUUCAGUAUUCUGUUUUGUUAAUUUCUAAAGGGGUGCCAUACUUUUCUCAGUGACUGUACAUAUGUCAAUUGUAUCAUGCAGAUUUUACAGGUGGCAACAAAAUAAAGUUAUCCUACCACUGAUUUUGAUACUUUACAUGGAUGGUAGGUACAGGACAUGCUUUGAAUUCAUUAGAUUUAACAAUACAGUGUCAGGGACAGAUCAGAUGGCCAGAGACUUGACACUUGACUUAUCGCGUGACAAAAGACUUGAGACUUGACUUGACCUUGCCCCUCAAAGACUUAAGACUUGAGUUGGACUUGAGCUCAAAGACUUGAGACUCAACUUGGACUUCCAAAAAAUGACUUGUGAACAUCUCUGGGAAAUGCUAUAUCACUUUGUGGCCACUUCCUUCCUUUGAGUCUUACUCACACUACACCACAAUAACAAGUUGAAUCGUUGAUAGAAGGCAUGAUGGAUUGUGAGAAAGCUCUCAGAAUGAUUUUUACUCUGCGUGCUUCUAAAUGGGGUAAAGGGGUAAAAAUACAGCACAUGUAGGAUUUAGUGUCAUCUAAUGAUGAUGCUACC